UGCGUAAAUGGCCCCGUAUGUGCGCUUUUAGACAAACAAUAAGGUUAAAAUGUGGAUAGGCGUGCUGGGCUGGUUCAAACUGGGGGCCGGUGAAUGGAGGUCAGCGCAGACAAGUGUGUGAGUCUCUGCGGUGAGACAGAAAGGGGGAGAGGGAGGACGGACAGCGGCCAGCCGCCUUCAAAAAUGGCGUCUCCGGAGGAAAAUGAGUAAAAAAUAUAAAAACGCGGCCUACUUUCUUAGCAAUUCUUUGGUCGAUUUUUAAGGCUUUUUUGCACCUAGUUUGCAGUUUCCCCGGUGUACGUAAACUUGCUUCGUCUUUGAAUGGAUUAGCAAAAGAAACCCAAAAGGAGAACGCUCAGUUGGGAAAAUAAAGGCAGCCCUGUGUUAUUCGGAUGCGUCGUUCCUGACAGCUAGCAUCUGCUGCUAAGGCUAACUACUGCUCUGCUACCGGAGGAGGGGGUGGGAACCAUUUGCACGCGAAGAAAAAAGAUUUUAGAAACUGGAGAUUUCUUUGCUCAUCUGUGGGGAAUGGUUAAUAUCAACGUGGCCGGUCUAUUCUAGUUGUUUUAGGCGCUAGCGGGGUAGCAAAAACUAGCCUUAAGAAAGGGGAGGAGAAACGGAGAAAGAGGACGCAUUCAAAUCAAAUGUUUGUCAUCGCCUCGUCUAUCACCGGUGUAAUCGGCGGCAUCUUCAUCAUGAACAUAACCCAUUUUGGAGCAUAUCUGCGCUGGAGGAAAUGAUAAACGUGAACGGCGAAGGAUACGGAGAGGGUUUUUUGGAGGUGGUUGGAUUAUAACCCCGUAGACCCCCCUCUUUUCAUCUAGCUUUCUCCUCCUCCCCACCAUUUCUCUUUCAAUAUGCUGUUUUCCACUCCUGACGACUUGCUUAUGAAACCGGGGAAAAUAGCCUGAAACAGAGAACGGGAAAGACUACAUUUUUCCGUAAUAUUCUGUUCUGCGACGUUGCAUUCGUCCUCGCGCUCACAUUGAUUGUUCAAGACAUAAAUGGAUAGGAAUUACCCGGGAACAGGAUUUGGCGAUUUGGGCGCAGGAGCAGGAUGGAGUUACGAGAGAUCGGCAAAAGCAAGUCUUGUAUAUGGGAGUUCAAGAUCAUCCCAUCCUGAGUCGGAGCUUCUUCACAGACAAGCCUAUGCCACCCCACACCCUCUGCAGGGCUAUGCCACCAAUCACCACCCAGGGAGCUCUGGACAAGGCGGAGCUUGGGGAGCAGCUGGACGGAGUUUGGGUCUGUCCGGCCUCUUUGACACUGGCCUGCACCAUGCAAGCCCUGCAGCACCUGAUGCCUCCGUCAUGAACCUGAUUUCAGCGUUGGAGUCACGGGGUCCCCAGCCUCCACCCUCUGCUUCUUCCCUUCUUUCUCAAUUUCGCACACCAUCCUGGCAGACCGCAAUGCACACGCCUGCUCCUCCUGAGCUAUUCAUCUCUGGAGCCCUUCCUGGCUCUGGGUCAUUCCCCUCCUCCUCAGCUUUGUCAGCCUAUCAGCACCCAGCAUCAUUCUCUAGUCGUUCCUUCCCUGCUGCAUCUCUUUCCCUUCAGGACACGCCCACAUUUAGCCCCACAUCCAAUGGUCUGCUCUCCCCUCACGAUCCUCUCCUCCAUAUCAAGGCCCCUUCACAGUCCAGCUUGGGUUUUGACAGACUCCUAUCAUCACAGGGUGCUGCUGCAGCUGCUUACAGAGGCAGCCAAGAUCCCACGGGAGCUACAUCUGCCCAGGCAUCCUCUGCCAGACACCUGCAGUCACACCAGUUCAACUUGCUGUCAUCUCAGCUUCAAGACCAGUCGUCACAGCUGUACAAUGCAUCAGUAUUCUCAUCAGCCCAGGCUCAACCACAGUCCCAGUCCCAGUCCAACUCUGCUCAGGAGCGGGCCGUACCACGCCAGGACAGCGUCAUCAAGCACUACCAGAGGCCCACACCCUCACAGUCUCAGCUCUCCUCUUCUGCUGCUCAUUCUCUGCAGCACUACCUCAGCUGUGGAGGGGCAGGAUACCAGCAGAUAGCCACCCACCACAGACAUGCAGGCCUUUCUUGCAGCCCGCUGGGUGAUCAGAGCCCCUCUUCAGACCACAAAAGCUCCUCUCGCACUGAACAGUAUCGGCCAAUUAUACAGCCUCCAUACUCCUCUUCCUCAUCUUCAUCAUCAGCAGGGAAAGGUUCAAAAAGCAGUUCCAGCAGUGGUUACUCCUCUGCCAGUUCAGCAUCAUCCUCACGGACUCCACACACCCCUCCUUCUGCUUCCUCCACCUCCUCCUCUUCAUCAUCCUCCUCUGCCACCUCUGGGGCUCAUCCUUCAAAUGCAAUCCCCACCUCCAGCUCCAGCGCUGCCCCAUCCAGACAGCAGCCCCCACCUCAACCUGCUCCACCACCCCCAGCCCCUCAACCACAACCGCAAGCAUCCUCUACUUCCACGUCAGCUCCUCAGUCUCUUCCUAAAUCCUGCCUGUCAGGAUAUGGUUCCCCUGUGCCACCUGUGAAGACCCCCACUUCUGCUCUAACAGGCCAGACUCCGCCACAACAACAGGCUCAGUCCUACUCCCCCAGUCAGCCUCCCACUUCACAUUUGACUCAGUCAUAUGGAGGCUUUAGUUCCCCACAAGCCCAAGACCUGAGCUCAGGUACCGCGGGGAAGGGCUAUGGCAGUCUAGGUGGGCGAAGCCAGUCAUACUCUGCUGACAUUUAUGGCACAGAUUCUGCUUAUGGUUCACUCCCGUCCUCUCUGGGUGGAGCUGGAAGCCCAUCACUAGGUUAUGGGGCAACAGGUCACUCCCCUGCCCUUUUACGGUCAAGUGGCUCAUCAGGAAGUGGAGCUUCAGGUGGUGGAAGCAGUGGAACAGGAAAUGGUAAUUCUGGUUCUGGAGCUGCUGGAAGCAGUCUAACCAAUGACAGAGGAGGGACAGGUAGUGGCAGUGGUUCUUACCAUAUUCCUGAUUCAAGCCCCUCUCCAUCAGGUAACUCAAGUAUUAUACGACCUGGUUUACACUCCCCGGUGCCUGCCUGUCCCACUCAAUCUCCUGGUGGCCCUGGAUCUAAUAAAUAUAUAUCAUCAGUUCUAUCUCCCACCUUUUUGUCUUCCCCUCAAGGAUACCCUGACACCAGAGGCCCUAGCUCUCAAUCUCAGUCCUAUCACAACACCUCCUCAAAGACGAAGACUGACACUUCCAUGCUUGGGGUUGGGACCCAGAGAUCCCAAGAAGAAGUUGAUGAUGAUGAGGAGUUUUUGAUUCAGCAUUUGCUGCAAGCCCAAGCAAGUCCAGCCCCCCAGACAGCUCACCACCACUCUCAACAACAGCAACAGCCAUCCCAACAGACCCAGCCCCCACCCCAGGCAGUACCCUCGACCACAGAGUCAGGCAAAGGCCUAAGUUAUGAUAUGAGUAAGAGUUCAGAGGAGAGGUACCACCCUCAGAGUGUCAUCCGCACACACAGUGCUACAUCCAGCAGUGGGGCAGGGUCUGGAGCCAUCUCAGGCCUGGACACACAGUUAGAGAUGUCACUGAAGAAGCAGCAGCACCAUCACCAACAGCAGCAGCCGCAGAGGAGCGAGAGGUCUGUGGGCAGCAGCCGGAGCAGUGGAGGCAGAAGCAGUAACGAGCAGGUGCACUCCCAUCUCCAUCAUCAUGAGAGUCUAAGCUCUGUAGUCCAUUACGGUCGCGGUGACCCCUACUCCCAGCACUCCCUCACUCCCCAGCACACCUCGCACAAUCAGCACGUCUCCUCACACUCUCAGCUUCCUCACACUCAAAUGGAUCUCCAGAAGAAAUCACAGGAGCGUGCUGAGAUCCCUUAUCCCAGAAAAACACCUGAAGUCCAGCAGCAGCAUUCUCAGUCUCAAGGGUCUCUCAUUGACUCCCCCACGGAUCAGUCACGCCAGCCGCCCCACCUUCUCCAAUCAGUGCUGUCUCACACGACCCGGAACAAGCUUGAGCCCCAUCAGCAGCAUCAUAAAAUGGACUCUCACAGGCAGCACCCACAGCACCAUAAAAUGGACAGCCAUCAGUCACAUCAGCAGCAUGCAAAAUUGGACUCUCAUUCUCAGCACCAACCACACUCCAAGAUGGAACCACAUCAACAUCAGCAUCACAAGAUGGACUCUCACUCCCAGCAGCAGCAUUCUAUUAGCCAACAGCAGGCUGUACUGGAGAACGCUGCUGGGAGACUGGGACAACAAGCUGUACUGGAGAGCACUGCUGGGAGACUUGGCUCUUCCAAACACCAGACUCCGUCCCAAUCACAGACCACUCAACUCCAGCUUCAGCUCCAGUCCCAAGCUUUGGAGGUGGCAGCGGCUCACUACAACCACGGCCCUCCUCCUCAUCAGCACGAACAGAGCCAAGUGAAGCAGAGCUCUGUCGUGUCGUCUUUAGACAUGCUGGAGCGCUCACUAUCGCAGACAUCCAGCACAGAUGUGGAGGACAGACGAGGAGGGAGUGGGGGGCGGAGCAGUGGUAAUAGUGAGCGACACAGACAACAGGAGCAGCAACAGAGGCAGCAUCCACCUCACCAUCACUCCACCUCUGAGCUGCACUCCUUUCUGUCUGAACCUGAUAUCGGCCUAUCCACCCCUUCUCACAUGCACCACCUGUCGCAGCACCACCCACAAACACAGCAGCACCCCAGCUCUCAGCACCAACACCCCCAUCACUCUCACCCCCAGGCCCCGCAUCCCCACCACAUUCCCCCCUCUGCCUCAGGCCACUCUCAACCAGAGCAGCCACCUCUCUCCACCCAGCUCACCCCCCAGCAGAGUCAGUUAGACCAACAACGCUCGGAGCAGCAUCAGUUUGACACAGUCAGCCCUGUGGAAAAGGCUGACCAAAACCAACAAAGUAACCGUUUUGUACCGCUGACAUCCAUCUGCUUCCCUGACUCGCUACUUCAGGAUGAGGACCGCUCCUUUUUUCCUGGGAUGGAGGAUAUGUUUUGUGCUGAAGACUACAAGUCAAGCUGUGCCGGGGGAGCAGGACCAGGGCAGGGGGAGAUGAAUGAAAGUCAUGCAGGUCCAGAGGCUAUUGAAUCUAUGAAAGCGGCACAAAGUACAGCAACACCGGGAGCAGGGAGUACUGGUAGCUAUGACAUGAUGGGUCACCAUGGGAACCAGGGAUAUGAACCUUACUGUCAUGGCCUAGAGGAACCCAGCAACAACACUAUGACCCUUGACUUGGACUCCCUGAAAACCCACGAGCUCCCCUCUACUGUGAACACUGAACAGCUUGGUUUAAUUCAGUCUCAGCCUCCUGCUCUGGGAAUGACGGCAAAUAGUGCUGGACCUAACAACAACGGUGCAAAGCUGACCACAGGACCAGGAGGAACUAGUUCUGGUACUGGCUCAGGGGGGCUCCAAUCUCCUAUUUUCUGCUCCUCUCGUCCCAAGAAGCUUCUAAAGUCUAGCUCUUUCCACCUGUUGAAGGAACGGCGUGACCCUAACACACUACCUAAAAAGAGUUAUGCACAGGAAUACGAGUUUGAGGAUGAUGAGGACAAGGCUGACCAACCAGCUGACAUCCGGUUGAAUAGCAGAAGACUUCCAGACCUUCUACCUGACUUGGUAUCGAGCUGCAGAAAGGCAGGAGCAGGUGGCUCUCUCAGUCCUUUGAUGGGGGAUAUUGACUUCUAUCACUCAUCUGGCUACUCGUCUAUAGGUUCACACACUCUCAUGCCUCAAGAGGGCCCUAAGAAGAGAGGUCGAAAGCCCACUAGGCCCAAGAGAGAAGGCCCCCCACGGCCGAGAGGCAGACCCCGUAUACGACCAAUGCCUGAGCCAUACACACCACGUGGAAUGCUCAGUGAGAUGGGUGGGUCUGUGGGUGCUGGAGGAGGUUUCAGUGUAGAAGGACGAGGUAGGGGUCGUGGGCGUGGGAGCAGAGGGCGUGGAGGACGAAGAGAAGACAUGUACAUUGAAAUGAGCUCAAAGCAGGAGCACCUGCACCACCAUCCCCUUCAUCCACAACAGUCACAGCAGCAGCUGCACCAACAGCCACCACAGCAUGAGCCGAUCCCACCUCUGAAGAUUAAAUUACCAAUUGGUACAAUGUCCUCAUCGGAUUCACUGCUAAGGACAGACUCUUUGUCUGGUACUGAUCCUGGUAUGUCUGAUGGCUCUGUGGGCUCUGCUCCCUCUCUGGGUCUAAGCCCAGGACCACAGUGCAGCAGUGACGGCUCCAGAAAUCAUGAGAAGAACAAGCAUAAAAGCCACAUGAUGAGUGAAAGUGUAGAUGAGGAAGGCAUGGGAGAAAGGGGCGAUGACAAGGAUUCCAAGGCAGGCUUUGUUGCUUCCUUUUUGGACUUUCUUAAAACUGGGAAGAGACCUCCAGGACUGGAUAUUUCCCCUGGAAUGGAACAUGACAAUGGUGAAAGUUCCCCAUGUAAACCUGGUGGGCUGCGCCCCCUCUCCCCUGCUCCUCCUCCACCACCUCCACCUCCACCCUUUGGGGAUAGUGAGGGCAAUGGAGGCCUGGCCCUGGGCAGCUGCCCCAGCCCAAAGCGUCUAGAGGACGAGUUGAAGAGGAACCUGGAGACACUGCCAUCCUUCUCCUCUGAUGAGGAGGACUCUGUUGGCAAGAACCAGGACCUUCAGAAGAGCAUCUCCUCAGCUAUUUCUGCUCUGUACGACACACCACAGCUGACCGCCAGCCUGCAGCCCCCAUUGCCGCCUCCUCCACCUCAUCAGCCACAACCACAGCCCACACAAGCUCCUCUGACCCCCAAUUUGCCCCCACCUGCCCUGAGCCCACAGCCACUACAUACCCCUCACACCCAACCACCGUCAGAAGAACAAGACAUCAUGCGAGCGGAGGAACAGGACACGGUGGAGAGCAGAGAGGAAACUGAGCAAAGGAGCAUGGGAAGGGAAGAAGAAAGUGACAUGACGGAUGAGAGGGAGCCUCAGCUACAAACUCUGGGUGUUCCAAAGAAUGAAGAAUCUCUUCCUGAAGACUCUGCAGCUCCAGCAAGUCCCGAAGGUCAUUCUGCACCUCCCUCCACCGCGUCGUCCUCCUCCCCCUCUCACUCCCCACUGCCACCCCUGUCCCUGCCCUCACCCCCUGCUGUUGCAGAGGUCCCGCAGCAGAGCUCCGAACCUCCCACCACAGGUCCUCCAUCACCUCCAGUCUCCCUACCUCAGCCUCCCUUGACUCCUCCACAACCCCCUGCCCCCUCUGCCCCUCCUGCUUCUUCUGCACCUCCUACACAGACUCCCCCACCUGCACCCACUGCUCACAAGGAGUCCCCCACACCUUCUCCAGAGUCACCAGCCUCCCCCGAAGAGCGCCCUCCGCCUAAAAUCACCUCCUUGCACCUGGCACAGAAGCAGGAAGAUGCUGCCAUUGCUGGGGAGAGCGAAGAGGAUGAGAGUGAAAGUGGAGGAGAGGGCAUUUUUAGGGAACGAGAUGAAUUUGUGGUGCGAGUGGAAGACAUUCGCACACUCAAGCUGGCCCUGCAAACUGGCCGGGAGCCCCCGCCUAUAUGGAGGGUGCAGAAAGCUCUGCUACAAAAAUUUAGCCCAGAGAUCAAAGAUGGACAAAGGCAGUUCUGUGCCACAAGUAAUUACCUUGGCUAUUUUGGUGAUGCAAAGAGGCGGUACCAGCGAAUUUAUGUAAAGUUUUUGGAAAAUGUCAAUAAGAAGGACUAUGUCAGAGUCUGCUCCCGCAGACCUUGGCGCAGGACUACACCAGUCAGGCGGCAGAGCCUCCCCAGGAUGGCGUCCCCUCCUACAAUACAGCCACCAUCUAGAGCCCAUGAAAAAGAGGAGAGAGUAGCUCCACCUGUCCAGCGCGAAGCACCAGAAAAGGCCAAAACACCCACACCUCCCACGUCAGUCCCCCCAACAACUGUGACACCCACCAUCACAACAAAAGAACCCAGGGAGAGAAAGGAAUCCCCUGUUCAAGCUGUGCCCAAAGCCAAGGAGAAAGACAAAGUGAGAGAGCCUGAGCGAGAGAAAGAGAGGGAGAAGAGGGUACAAGUGCAGCAAGAGAAGGUUGAAAAACGUGCUAUGGACCGUGGAAGAGUAAAGGAGGAACGGAAACCAGUGGAACGAAAGGAAAAGACUGAGCGUCCACCUAAGACCAAGAUGGCCAAAGUGAAAGCAGAGCCGCCACCCAAGAAGAGGAAAAAGUGGCUGAAAGAAGUAGCUUCAUCAUCAGACUCAGACUCCUCUGACGAUGCACCCAGUGAAAAUGAAAUGCCUGUUAAAGGUGGUGUCAAUAACCGUGCCAUGAGGGAAAUGUUUAGGAGCUAUGUGGAGAUGCUGGUCAGCACAGCCCUGGACCCAGACAUGAUCCAAGCUCUGGAGGACACAGAUGAUGAGCUGUAUCUUCCUCCAAUGAGGAAGAUUGACAGCAUCCUCAGUGAACAGAAGCGGAGAUUAUUGCGGAGAGUCAACAUGAGUUCCCAGCACCAGGAGGUCCUGCACGCCUACCCGCAGAUCAUUGUGGACCCUCUGGAUACUGGAGUAGUAAGGGUUCGGCUCAGUGGAGACGCAUACAACCGCAAGACGCUCAACAGAGUGAAGAAGACCCUGCCUAAACCACAGGACCUUAAGCUCUCAUCUGAGUCAUAUCGGAUCUACAGUCUCUACCACUCCCUUCACCAUUAUAAGUACCACACCUUCUUACAAUGCAAGAAGGAGACGCACACCAUUGAGCAGGCGGCUGAGGACCCCGGCCAAGAGGAGGUGGUGCAGCAGUGCAUGGCCAACCAAAGCUGGCUGGAUACUCUCUUCACCUCUUUCAUUGAGCUGCUCACACUUAGCACCAAAGCCUGAGUCUGCAGCAAACACAUGGGAGGAGUAUUCAAGUAUUAAAAAGAAAAGGACAAGUCCCACUGUACAGCACCCGCCCUUCUUCAAGUCUCUAAGAUCAGAGGAUGAUUUUUAAACCCACAAUGGGGUCUGUUUAAACGGCCUCAGACAGUGGCUCUGUACUGUUUUCUGUUGUUGAUCGACUUAUGAAACGUCUUGCUUUGUGAAAAGCCCCUUUGGACUUUGGGGCAUUGACAGGUCAAGAGAGAGACCUACCCCACAUUGAGAAUUACACAUUGAAGGGACAAUAAUCAAGGAGCUGUAUCUAUAAGUCAAUGAAAGAGCCACUGGCAUCAUGUUAACUGUGUGUCAUACAGACAAUAGUUCAAAGAGAAGCUUACGAGAACGCUUAGUUUUUACAUAAAUUAUUUUUUUGAAAAGACUAACAUCAGCUGUUGGCUUUUAAAAAGAGUGGACAAGGGUGAGAAUGCUUUUUAAACUGUGUGUGUAGAGAGCGCCUUGAGCAAUGUGAACAUGGACUCUGGUAAGAAAACAUCAACUGUGUUGAAAAUGCUCAUCUUGUUCAACAUGAAGGGCAGCACCAGUAAGCUCUGUGAUAAUAUAUAAACACAUUUUUAUUAUUUAUAUGAGGUUUUUAACUUAACUCACAAGCCGCUGGGUAGCUGCCCUAACAUUUGAAAUACCAUUGAAUUGCCACAUCUUCAGUAAACAAUCAUAACCCACACCACCAUGUCUUCCCUCUAUACAAAAGAACAGAUGUCGAGACAAACAUUGUAUCAAAUACAGUGGGUGUAAAAUAUAACAAGAUAAAACAGAAGGAAGAAACAUCAAAAGGAGAAUGGGAAACUCUGAAUUUGAACUUGUUGUGUUUCAGUUCAAUCAUCCUUCAUGCAGGUGCGAUGGAAAAAGUGAACUGUUCAUUUACUGUGUUGGAAGGAAUAUAAAUAAUAUUUAAAGAGGAAAUAGUCAUUUCAUUUUUAUUAUUUUGAUGUCUGUGCAUACUGACUUAUUUUGAAAACAAUCUAAUUUUCCAUAAAAAAGGAAAAAAAAAGAUGUGUAAAUAUUGUAUAGUUCUUGAUGAAAUUCUUUGUCCUUCUGUACAUUAACUCUACUGUAUUUGAGAAACAAAUAAAAUCUGCAAAGAGCA
Messenger RNA from Periophthalmus magnuspinnatus, 9924 nucleotides. It is a transcript of the gene prr12a, whose product is annotated as proline rich 12a. Bases 1005 to 8780 code for a protein of 2591 amino acids. The record is from RefSeq and is a predicted model, not a curated record. The transcript has 15 exons. Lineage: Eukaryota; Metazoa; Chordata; Actinopteri; Gobiiformes; Gobiidae.